AUGUCUUCCAGCCCAAUCCACCCAGAUCUCGAAAAUGCAAGCCCACCAAGAUCCUCAUCAUGGCUUGCAUCCGCCUUUGGAGGUAGAAACCUCGUGGUCGGCCCGCGCAUCGAACCGCUCCCCAACGGCAGCCUGCCCAAGACCAUCCGCGAUAGCGACAGUCAGACGGCUGACCUCGUGGACAAACAGCCCGUCUUCGAAGUGGGCAACACCAUUCAGUACCGGACAUGUUCUUGGCAAAAGACGGCCGGGCUUCUGUUCAGCGAGUACAUUGUCCUGUCCAUCAUGAGCUUUCCUUGGUCUUACAGCUUGCUCGGCCUCGUCCCCGGCUUGAUCCUCACGGCCUUGAUCGCCGGCGUUGUGUUAUACACGAGCUUGAUUCUCUGGGAGUUCUGUCUACGACAUCCCGAGGUUAGAGAUAUCUGCGAUAUUGGACAGAUACUCUGCUGGAAUAAAAAAUGGGCGUGGUGGUGUACAGCGAUUAUGUUCACCCUCAACAACACCUUCAUUCAAGCCCUCCACAUCCUCGUCGGCGCCAUCUACCUCAACACCAUGACCGUGUCCGAUCCAAUCCGGGCAUGUCGCACUGUCGCAUUUGCCAUCGUCGUCACAGCCAUCAGCUGGCUAGGUUCUCUACCACGCACAUUCGACAUGAUGGCCAAACUCGGUGCCAUAUCGACAUUCUUCACCUUCAUCUCGGUCAUCCUGGCCACAGCAUUCACGGCUGCCCAGGGCGAGCCGGCGGGAUAUCCUUCAAUGGGCGAACCAAUCAUCUCCAUCUGGACGCCAAAGACCACAACUCUCGUGAUGGGAAUGUCAGCCUUCUUGAACAUAAGCUUCACAUUUAUGGGGCAGCUCACGCUCCCUAGCUUCAUUGCAGAGAUGCGCGAGCCUCGAGACUUUCCUAAAGCGCUGUGGGUUUGUACGAUUGCUGAGAUCAUCACAUUCAGCGUCGUUGGCACCGUCAUCUACGUAUACACCGGCAAUCAAUACAUGGUGACCCCAGCCUUUGGUGCCCUGGAAACCGUCUACAAGAAGGUGUCGUAUUCAUUCAUGGUUCCCACGAUAGUAUUUGUCGGAUGCCUCUAUGCCUCUGUCACUGGCCGAUUCAUCUUCUUUCGGAUGUUCCAGGACUCCCGUCACCUCACCGAGCACACCUUCAAGGCUGGUUCUGUGCUGUCUGUCAUGGCGUCGCUAUUCAACUGUUGGUUUGGCUUCAUCUUCUGGGGUCUAGCCUGCUUUCGCAUGCGGAACGCAGAUCGAAGGAUGGGUAAAGCGCGAAAGUCUCACCUUGAUUACAUGUCAAUCGUCUUGAGCAUCGCCCUCAUCUUGAUCGGCUUCUUGUAUCUCACCUUGGGUACAUACGUGAGUGUUCAAGGCAUCAUUGAUCAGUUCAAGGAAGGAAACGUGAGCGGAGUUUUCUCCUGCAAGAGCAACGGUCUGUAG
Messenger RNA from Fusarium falciforme, 1446 nucleotides. Its product is annotated as Aa-trans domain-containing protein. Bases 1 to 1446 code for a protein of 481 amino acids. Gene Ontology annotation, biological process: amino acid transmembrane transport. Gene Ontology annotation, molecular function: amino acid transmembrane transporter activity. The transcript has 3 exons. The record is from RefSeq and is a predicted model, not a curated record. Lineage: Eukaryota; Fungi; Ascomycota; Sordariomycetes; Hypocreales; Nectriaceae. Gene Ontology annotation, cellular component: vacuolar membrane.